AUGUUAGAAAGCCAAAGAAAGCAGUUUAGGAAAAUACUUGAAAAGGAAUUCGAUAAGUGUAGACAAUUUAAGUUCGCUAUAUGUUCUCUUACUAAAUUUCUUAUAGAUAAUAAACCUGGAAAUGAAAAACAGGGAAAAAAGAAUUCACGAACUGACUGGCUUAGAAAUACACAAAUUAUA
Molecule: messenger RNA, 180 nt
Organism: Racocetra persica
Lineage: Eukaryota; Fungi; Glomeromycota; Glomeromycetes; Diversisporales; Gigasporaceae
Source: the annotation of a GenBank genome assembly